Molecule: messenger RNA, 1723 nt
Organism: Cokeromyces recurvatus
Lineage: Eukaryota; Fungi; Mucoromycota; Mucoromycetes; Mucorales; Mucoraceae
Product: phosphoserine aminotransferase
Exons: 2
Coding region: 102-1286 (394 amino acids)
Biological process (GO): L-serine biosynthetic process
Cellular component (GO): cytoplasm
Molecular function (GO): pyridoxal phosphate binding; O-phospho-L-serine:2-oxoglutarate transaminase activity
Source: RefSeq, a predicted model, not a curated record
AUUUCUUGUUCAACUGAAAAAAAAAAAUCUGUAUAGAAAAGCAUUUAUUUUUUUUUCUUUUUGUUAUUUCAACACUUUAUUUAAAUCAAUUAAAAAAAAAAAUGUCUAAAUCUACACAUGUCAUCAACUUUGGUGCUGGACCUGCUAAAAUCCCUCAACCUGUUCUUUUAAAAGCACAGAAAGAAUUCUUAAAUAUCAAUGGUACAGGCAUGUCAGUGAUGGAGCUCUCUCAUCGUUCAAAGCCUUUUGGUGCUAUUCUUGAAAAGACUAAACAAGAUCUUACUGAGCUUAUGAACAUUCCCUCCAAUUAUUCAAUUCUUUUUAUGCAAGGCGGUGCUACUACUGAAUUUGCUUCCAUUUUUUAUAAUCUCAUUGCUGCAAAGCAACAAGAAUUAAAAAAACAAGGUAAGGAGGGAGAGGAAAUUGUUGUCGAUUAUCUUGUUACAGGUGCAUGGUCCAACAAAGCAGCUCAAGAAGCAGAACGUCUCGUACCUACUAUUGUGGAUAACCCAGUUCGUAUUAAUCGCGCUUUGGAUGUCAAAAAAGCGAACGGUAAAUUUGGAAGCAUUCCUCCUCAAACUGAAUGGAACUUGACAGAUCCCAGUAAACAUAAUGUAGCUUAUGUCUACUACUGUGAUAAUGAAACUGUCCAUGGUGUUGAGUUUCAAGUUACCCCUCAUGUAGACCCUUCUGUACCUCUCGUGGCUGAUGUCUCAAGUAACUUUUUGUCUCGUCCUAUUGAUGUCUCUAAAUAUGGUAUCAUCUAUGGUGGCGCACAAAAGAAUUUAGGUCCUGCUGGUGUCACGAUUAUUAUCAUCCGUAAUGAUUUACUAGUGGAUUUAAAUGUCGGACCUGUACGUCCCUUAAUGCUUGAUUUUAAGACAGCCGCUGAUAAUAAUUCUAUGUAUAAUACACCACCUACUUUCGCCAUUUAUAUGGUUGGUUUAACUUUAGAGUGGCUGCUUGAAAGAGGUGGUCUUACGGAAGUCGAAAAAGUUAAUCAACGUAAAGCAGAAAAACUCUAUUUGGCAAUUGAGCAAUCAAGUUUAUACAAAUGCCCCGUAGAGCCUCAUUCUAGAAGUCAUAUGAACGUUGUUUUUCGUUUACCGACAGAAGAUUUGGAAAAGGAAUUUUUAAAGGGUGCUGAAGAAAGAAAUAUGCAACAAUUAAAAGGACAUCGUUCAGUAGGUGGCAUUCGUGCUUCCAUCUAUAAUGCCUUGUCAGAGGAAGACGUGGAUGCUUUGAUUAAUUAUAUGAAUGAAUUUGAAGAAAAACACAAAGCUUAAAUAAAAGAGAAAAGAAAAAAUGUUAUUUUAUCCCAUGAGGUUAAUGUAAUCUAGAAACAUUUAAUAAAAUCUCCAACUUUUUUUUUUUUAUACUACUUUUUAAGCAUAAUAUAGUAUUCUUAUGCACCAAAUCAAUGCGUCAUCUAGAAGUCACGAAAACGGUGCCCAUGUGUGUGCCUAGCUGGUUUGGUUUUUUCUCAUUUUCCUUCUUUUUUUCUUUUUUUGUAAUUCCGAAAUAAAAAAUAACAAGGCGGAGGGCUAUAAUAAACAACCCCACGACUUAUCCAUUGAAGCUUGAAGACGACGUUGUAGAUAUCCUUAUUUAUCUUGUAUUUUGAUUUUUUUGUAUCUUUAAACUCCUCACACACACACACACACAUACACACACAUACACACACACACACACUCUCUCUCUCUCUCUCUCUCUCUCUCUCUCU